Messenger RNA from Debaryomyces fabryi, 1416 nucleotides. RefSeq names its product cyclin-dependent serine/threonine protein kinase (gene SSN3). The record is from RefSeq and is a predicted model, not a curated record. Gene Ontology annotation, biological process: protein phosphorylation. Gene Ontology annotation, cellular component: mediator complex; nucleus. Bases 1 to 1416 code for a protein of 471 amino acids. Lineage: Eukaryota; Fungi; Ascomycota; Pichiomycetes; Serinales; Debaryomycetaceae. Gene Ontology annotation, molecular function: ATP binding; RNA polymerase II CTD heptapeptide repeat kinase activity; cyclin-dependent protein serine/threonine kinase activity. The transcript has a single exon.
AUGAAUCCCGGUUACAAUCCAGGGAAUGUAAAUCAUAUAGCAUCGCAUUCAAAUAGGACAAAAAAUGGAGUUCCAACGAUUCCCCAACCAGCGUUGAUGGCUCUGAAUGCCAUAUUAACUAUAGGACCAUAUAAACACAGAAAAGAUUUAAUAAGAGAAUCAGUGCUAAGUAAAUAUCAAAUCAUUGGUUAUAUUGCAGCGGGAACUUAUGGUAAAGUUUAUAAAGCUAAGUCUAAAACGAAUGGAAAUCUGAAUUCCAAUUCUGCAUUGAUGAAUGAUAAUGUGAUAAGCAUAGGGAAUAACCAGAAGGAAACUGGACCCCAAAAGACAAAUAAUGAAAUGACGGAGGAUAAAAACCAACUAUUUGCCAUUAAAAAAUUUAAAAGUGAUAAUCAUCUGAAUAAGAAUAACCAUGAUAUCAACGGAAAUGAGGUUAUUCAUUAUACGGGUAUAUCACAAUCAGCCAUCAGAGAAAUGUCGCUUUGUCGGGAAUUAAGCAAUAAGAAUAUAACUAAGGUUGUAGAUAUAUUACUAGAGAAUAAAUCUAUCUAUAUGGUAUUUGAAUACUGUGAACAUGAUUUAUUGCAAAUCAUUCAGUAUCAUUCGCAUCCUGACGUUAAACCAAUACCUGACUUUACAAUCAAAUCAAUAACGUGGCAGAUAUUAAAUGGUGUAACCUUCUUACACAAGAACUGGAUAUUUCAUAGAGAUUUGAAGCCUGCCAAUAUUAUGGUGUCAAGUUCAGGAGUGGUGAAGAUCGGUGAUUUGGGUUUAGCAAGAAAAUUUAAUAACCCUUUGCAAAGUCUCUACACUGGAGACAAGGUAGUUGUGACAAUUUGGUAUAGAGCGCCUGAACUAUUAUUGGGUGCUAGACAUUAUACGCCUUCAAUUGAUUUAUGGGCGGUUGGAUGCAUAUUAGCCGAGUUGUUGUCAUUACGGCCUAUAUUUAAGGGUGAAGAAGCAAAGAUAGACAUGAAUAAUAGGAAGCUGGUUCCAUUUCAAAAGAAUCAAUUGCAAAAGAUUAUUGAGAUAUUAGGGACCCCUACGACCAGAACUUGGCCCACAAUCACGAAAUACCCAGAGUAUUCAGCAUUCCAACAGCAUUUCACUACUACAUACCCACAGAACUUAACUAGUUGGUACAAGCUUAUUGGGAGAACCAACAAACAAUGUUUAAAUUUGCUAAAAUGCUUAUUAGAAUAUGAUCCAACUAUACGUAUAACUGCUGAUGAUGGGCUAACUCAUGCAUUCUUUUUAGAGUUACCUAAAAUGAGUGAAAAUGCAUUUGAAGGAUUAAAUCAAAAAUAUCCAAAGAGAAGGAUUUAUACACAUGAAAACGAUAUUAUGUCGAACCUGCAACAUGGCAACAAAAGACACGGUUAUGAUGACAACAUGACGAGAAAGAGACAGAGGUAA